AUGUCUGCAUUCCACUCGGAGCUCAGAAACAAAAAACGCUGGGGAUUUGUGAUCUACCGCACAGAUUACUCAUCCGAAGAGCUUUGGCAAAAGUUCAUGACCAUAAUGCAAAACUGGACCAUGCACAUCAUACGACACAAACGCUCUGAGGCUGCUGAGAUACACUCCUGGCAAAAGAUGUGGUAUUUCGACAACCAGAGUCAGUUCGACAAUGCUUCCAUCGCGUCCCUCCGCGAUCACUUUCAAAAUACCUGGUUUGCUGGAUUAUCAGCCGAGGAACGAAGAAGAACCUGGCCUGAACAUUACAUGUUCUUGACUGUCGACAAGGAGGCGCUCGAAUCUGUCCGCCCUCUCGAGAUAGAACUCCCACGGUUUUACUUUGGCGAGUAUCCCUACUGCAAGGUCUGGGACAAGGAUGCACCAUCUGAGGAUAGCGAUUACCCUGGGUGGAUGAAGAUCAGACUUCCUGAGGUCUUCUACCUGUAUGGGCUUGCCUUGCAGACCGACGAUAAGAGCAUGAAGGCACUCCGGUCCAAGUCUACAGACUGGUUCAGUAGGGACUUGGUCUGCUACGAGGACGACCGUUACGGAGAGCAGGAAGAGGAGGUGGAUGCAGAAGAGCAUGAAGGUGGUUCUGAUUGA
This is a messenger RNA of Aureobasidium melanogenum CBS 110374, 642 nucleotides long. RefSeq lists its product as uncharacterized. The record is from RefSeq and is a predicted model, not a curated record. The transcript has a single exon. The coding region runs from base 1 to 642 and encodes 213 amino acids. Lineage: Eukaryota; Fungi; Ascomycota; Dothideomycetes; Dothideales; Saccotheciaceae.